AUGUUCUCGACGGUGACGGAAAGGACGCCUGCGACGGUGGGGAAGUUGUCGCCGUCUUCAGGGGUACUCAGUAUUCCUGAUAACGUCAGCCCCGUGACGACGGAGGAGGUGCCAAAGAGCCGCGACAGCCUUCACAAUGAUGUGUCCCUGUCGGAGCUGUCGCGGCAGGCUGUGCUGCAGUCCGAGCCGGUGGUGCUACGCUUGAACCACGUUGGCAAAAGCUACCCUAUUGCCGGCUCCGAUGAGCGAGUUGUGGCGCUCAAGGAUAUUACCCUGGCGGAGCCAGAGCAUUCGAACGCGGCAGCAGCGACUCAGGAGGCCUCCUUCACGAACUCCAGGCAACGCGGCAACCUACCUCCGCCGUUUUCGCCGGUGCGACGCGGCGAGUUUGUCAUGAUCCGUGGGCCCAGCGGUGGUGGCAAGACAACGUUGCUAAACAUCAUUGGCAGCAUCGACUCCUGCACCGAAGGUACAGUCGAGCUAAAUGGGAUCAUCAUCGACAAGGACACCAAGGAGAGCGUUUUGGCAGACAUCCGCCUGAAAAAUCUCGGCUUCGUGUUCCAGACGUUUAACUUGAUCGCCACCAUGACAGCCGCUGAGAACGUCGAGCUGCCUAUGACGCUACUGGGCAAGAUGUCGGCGAAAGCAAUGCGGCUGCGGUCUCGCCAACUGCUCACGCUAGUCGGACUGCGCAACCGCAUCAACCACCUCCCCUCCGAGCUCAGUGGUGGCGAGCAGCAGCGUGUGACGAUUGCGCGAAGUUUGGCGAACAAUCCGUCUCUCCUCUUGCUCGACGAGCCGACAGGCGACCUGGACACGGCUAACACGAUCGAGGUGAUGGAUCUCCUCAUGCGCAUCAACCGCCGCACCAAGACGACGUGCAUCAUGGUCACACAUAAUCCUGACAUCGAGUGCUACGCUGACCGCAUCCUUUACGUGAGCGACGGCCGCUUUGCCAAGGAGGUUUUCAAUACGCUGCCUACGUGCCUCAAACUGGAGAGCUACACCAAGUACCUGGCCGCCAAAGAGAAGGCGAUCACUGGUUUUGCGGAGGCCGGGACUGGCGAGGAUGACAGCGAGCCGGGAACCACUGCGGCGGUGGCAGGAGACAUCGAGAACAAGGAUUGUGAGGUUCAAAAGCCGAACUCCGAGGUGCUGAUAGAGUCGCUUACCGAGGGGCGACCAGCGUGUCCCAUGGUGCCGCCUGCCACGUCGCGCUCCGCAGCUGCACACCCUCUCUGCCCUCCGGCCGCCGCCAUGGCACUGAGCAUCAACAGCGUCACGCAGACUUUCCUAGACAACACGCAUCACGGCAUCGCCUCCGUGCCCCCUGCGUCCAUUUCUUCACCGGUGUUGCACCACGAGGAGAGGGAGGUCCCCAACGCACUGUAG
This is a messenger RNA of Leishmania mexicana MHOM/GT/2001/U1103, 1392 nucleotides long. Its product is annotated as putative ABC transporter domain protein. Lineage: Eukaryota; Euglenozoa; Kinetoplastea; Trypanosomatida; Trypanosomatidae. Gene Ontology annotation, molecular function: transmembrane transporter activity; ATP binding; ATP hydrolysis activity. Gene Ontology annotation, cellular component: plasma membrane. The transcript has a single exon. The coding region runs from base 1 to 1392 and encodes 463 amino acids. The record is from RefSeq and is a predicted model, not a curated record. Gene Ontology annotation, biological process: transmembrane transport.